Bombina bombina (fire-bellied toad) is the source of this 2988-nucleotide messenger RNA. RefSeq names its product paired immunoglobin like type 2 receptor alpha (gene PILRA). The record is from RefSeq and is a predicted model, not a curated record. The coding region runs from base 1 to 2586 and encodes 861 amino acids. The transcript is spliced from 12 exons. NCBI's taxonomy places the organism in Eukaryota, Metazoa, Chordata, Amphibia, Anura, Bombinatoridae. Gene Ontology annotation, cellular component: plasma membrane.
AUGGGGAUUUUUGCAAAUGAGGCACAAAUGGUGGCACGUUUGGAUGAAGGUGUGUUGAGGGGCAGCACGGGGCCUAUAGAGAGAGAUGAUAGGCCAAUGUAUAGGUCAGACCUACCACUCGGUUCUCAAGCCAGGUAUUGUCAGCAUGGGGGGUGGGCCCAUGCGGGGAUAACGCAUGGUUAUCAGCAGUCAAGCCAGGUUGUGACUGGUGAACGUUUGAGACAGGGUAAUAUGGAGCGUGACAGGCAGUAUGAUAUGGCGCAUACGCAAAGAGGAGUGAAUGAGGACACAAUUAGAAGGGCAGUAGAAGCUGCACUGCGUGAGGUUCAGGAGGCUAGGCCCCUGCCUGGGUUUAGUGAUCACGCCCAGGAGGGGGCACGGCAGGAACAGGCUAUUAGGAGUGCUGUGGUGCUGGAACAGUCGGCAGCAAGAAUGGAUUCGGGAUCCAAUAGCGCCCUGGUGGUGGCAGGGCCCAGCAACAGUCAAUUGGGUGCAACACAGCAGGGGCCAGCAGGAGCAGAGACGACAGGAGAUGGUGAGUGCAAUGCACCUGACAGAAUGCACACUGACACAGGGUCUUCCACAAGUGGGUCUGGUUCUGACAGUGGGGAGGAUCUAGACCUAGUGGGAAAGGGGCAGCGCAGAAUGUUCAGAUGGAUAAAGAAGAUGGCGUCUGCGCAGGCUAAGGACAGGGCAGGGGUUAAAAGCCAGGCAAUGGAGGUUCAAGGGUCACAGGGACCAGGGGGCUCUAUAGCUUCGGUGGGCCCAGUGCCCCGUAAGGUAGCGGCGCAGGGGGAUACUUACCCCUGUUUAGUACACUCACUUUACGGACAUCUAAAGCAGAAGGUCGUAAAGAAGAUUCAGGAGGGUAAAUACAUUAACGUGUUUGACCUCUCCCUUUAUGCUUAUAGGGCGAAAGAGAGGGCGGCUGAUGGGUCUGGCCCUAAGAGGGUGCAUAGGGCAGAGACAUACGAGGAAUGGCUUAAAUGCUUCCGUGUCUUGGCCGCUUGCUACGUAGACAGGUGGCCCUUGCAGGGGCACAACCUGUUUAAGUACCAGGAGACGGUGGAGGAUAUCCACACGAGGUUUAAGGAAGGUAGCAUCAAUAACUCAGCAGGGGAAUACUGUGUAGAUCAGCCACUUGCCAUAGAAUCAUUACCAGGAGAAUCUGUUACUAUUCCAUGCAAGUAUUCAUAUCCUAGUGGUAUUGCAAAUGUGAUAAGUACAAAUAUCAGCUGGAGAACAUGUCUUGAAAAUUUUUGUAAUGAUGAAAUUUACAACAACACCAGAAACUUCACAGUUUCCCUUUCCUUAAAUGCUCAAGCUCAAGAAGGGGCCGUCACAAUAAAGAACAUAACUUCAAAUUUGAAUUUCAAAUAUUGUUGCCGUAUAAGAUUGGAUAUACAAAAUGGAAAACCAGUGGAAUGGCAGCAUCCAAAUGGUACCCGGUUAACUGUGAAAGGUGAAAAUUUGAUUUUGGAUCAGCCAAGUUACAUUGCCGUUCCGAUUAAGGACAGUGUGACAAUUCCUUGUCAUUACAGAACAGGCAACAGUGUAUCCAUUUUGUCAUUAACUAGUGUCCAAUGGAGUUCUGGUGACACUCCAUCUUGUACAAAUGUCAUAUAUAACAGCACAACUAAUUAUACACAUGAGAGCUACAUAGGACGGAUCUCUCCGGUGGAAAAAGGAUUAGCUUCCAUCUACAUCAAGCAUGUUAAGGCUUCAGACAACCACUGGUAUUGCUGCCGUGUUGAAAUCAUGACAACAAGUGGAAAACUGAGCUCAACUUAUAAUAAAGGAACACAGGUUAUUGCUAAAGAACCAACAAAUAUUCUUAACGUCACUCAAACAGAAAAAGUAAUAUCCAGCACAUCAUUCAACCGGGUGACCAUCAGCUGCAAUUUUAUCCAACCCAAAGACAAAGAAUUGAUGUCUUUUGACGUGUACUGGAUGGCUGGGAAAUACAAAGAAGACUAUGUCUAUCACCACAAAACAGAUUUUAUACACCCCUUAUAUAAAGGCAAGACCCAGCUGGUAAACAAAUCACAUCUUCUCCUGGAGGUGAUGCAUGAUAUGGAUAACACCACAUUUUAUUGCCGUGUGGUAAUAAGAAAGUACUUGCCAAAGAUAAACAAGCAACCUUAUUUUAUUGACACUUUACUAGCUGAAGGUCCUGGAACUCUUCUUAAAGUCUACGAUACUUCCUCGCAUACAGCAGUUGCUGUAGGGUGUGUGGUUGCUCUCCUUGUUUUCUUUCUAAUAGGUGUAUUCUACAUUUUGAAAAGGAAAGGGGCAAAUAAACAAGAGACAAGCAUAAGACAGACACAACAGGUCUACUCAGAAGUCCAUGAAGAAAUCAAAAGAGGGGCAAAUAAACAAGAGACAAGCAUAAGUCAGACACAACAGGUCUACUCAGAAGUCCCUGAAGAAAUCAAAAGAGAACAUGAAGAUUCAGAAUACUUUGUGAGCCAACAAGAGGAGGAUUGCUUGCUUUAUGCUUCUGUGGAGCACUCAGCCCCAGAAAAACGCAAAUUAUCAGCUGAUCCUGUAUCAGAAAUCGUCUACGCUGUUGUGAAACGUGACUGAUUGGGACUGGUGACUUCCCCUGCUUUUCUUUUUAAGAUGUUAUCUCACCUAAAUAGUGGUUACUUAACCAAAACAACUCUCUAACCUGUUUCUAAGAAAGAAUACAAGAAACCUGUUGGCGGUUUAUAGCACCAAUAUACUAUACAAAUAACCUUCCUUUAUAGUACAAUAUUCACUUUGUUGGCAGCCCUUAAAUGUUUCCUAUCUCCAAUCCCUGCUUUGUCUACCUGGAAAUAUAAAUUUACUUUACUACAAAAGAGUAACAAAAUGUGUUUAGUUUCUGUUUAUCAUAUUUAUUUAACUGGUGCAUUAAUUUUGUUUUAAUUAGAGACAUGAAACACAGUUGUUUUUUUCUUUCAUAAUUACAAUAAAUUAUACAAUAAAAUAUACAGUUUUAAGCAA